CUAAUGUAAACAAUAGAAGGCCAAGCACAGCAGUCUAAAACGUGACUGAACUGUACUGUUAACCAACAAAAUUACAAAGGCAAUGUUGACAGUGUCAGCUGAAUGGAGAGAAGGCUAGUUAAAGUUUAAACAAAAUGCCUGUCUUUUUGUGAUAAAAGAAAAAGUUGUCAUGACCUGGCCCAGAAUAAGAACAGGCUCUAUCGGCAUCAUUAGCAAAAUUACUUACCUGCUAAAAAGUGAAAUGACUACACAAAGUCAAAAGGCCACUUUGUCUCGACCUUUGUCUGAUAUGACACAGUUCAGAGAAGUAUUUAGUAAGGCUAAGCACAUUGUUGUACUGACUGGGGCAGGAGUAAGUGCUGAGAGUGGUGUACCAACGUUUAGAGGAGCUGGGGGAUUUUGGAGGAAAUGGCAAGCCCAGGAUCUGGCCACCCCACAGGCAUUUAAAUCAAACCCAUCGCUUGUAUGGGAGUUUUAUCACUAUAGGAGAGAAGUUAUGGCAAGCAAAAAACCUAAUCCUGCACAUAUAGCUAUUGCUGAAUGUGAAAAAAGAUUAAAAGAGCAAGGAAGAAAAGUUGUUGUAAUCACACAGAAUAUUGAUGAACUACAUAAAACUGCUGGGUCAGAAAAUAUUUUAGAAUUGCAUGGAAAUUUAUUUACAACACGCUGCACAAAAUGCAAUGAUGUAAAAAAAAAUCAUGAUAGCCCCAUUUGCCCUGCCUUGGCAGGAAAAGGAGAGCCUAAUCCUGAAUGCCAAGAUGCAAAAAUUCCUGUGGAUAAACUUCCUAUGUGUAAGAAAGACAACUGCAAAGGUUUGCUGCGACCUCAUGUUGUAUGGUUUGGAGAAGGUCUGGAUCCAGAUGUUUUGGAUCAAGCACAUCAAGAAUUAGGAGCAUGUGAUCUUUGCCUAGUUGUAGGAACAUCCUCUGUAGUUUACCCUGCGGCCAUGUUUGCCCCUGAGGUUGCUUCUCGGGGAGUACCAGUGGCAGAAUUCAACAUCGAGACAACUCCAGCAACAAACUCUUUCGGAUUUAUGUUUCAAGGUCCAGCAGGGCAGUUACUGCCCACAGCUUUAGCUCCACAUGAGAAUGAAAGAAAAUAAACUUUUGUACAAGUUUGUGUUAUCACAUAAUUAUUGAUGCUAAGUGUCUACAAUUGACUGCAAAUGUGAACUAGUAUCAUUUUGUGUACCAUGAGCUUUCUGCUAUAAUAAUUCAAUUGUAUAAAUUGGAAAUUUUUUUGUAACUAGAAUGUUUGACAGAGUAAGUGUAAGAUAAAAUGAUCUUUAACCUCCAUAAAUUUUCUAAGCCAAAUUAAACUUAAUUUUUUCAAUGAACUGGUAAAUGAUGUAUAUAUAGUGAAUGAACUUUUGUGAAUGAUGUAUAUAUAGUAAAUGUUAUUCAUUGUUUGGAUUGGUUGUGAUGUAUACUUUUUAAAUAGCCUUCCCAUUUAUCUUAUUUAAUAACAAAAUUCAUGUUUUUUGUGUAACUUGCAAGCUUUUAAAUUUAAUUUUUUAAAUUUGAAAGCUGAUGAUCAGAUCUUUUACAUAUUUUAAUGACCAAAGCUUUUAUGAAUGAAAGCAAAUUAAUUUUUAAAAUUUUUUGUUGCAUUUAAAAGCUUGCUGCUAUAAAGGUUUUUACAUUUGUUUUAUUUUUUAAAUCAUUGUCAAUAUAGUAGGAAGGCCGAGUGUAAGACAUAGCUUUGUCCAAAAGAAGUCUUGUUAAUCAUUAUUAAAAAUGUUAAUUACAGAUUCUGAAUUGAUGCUAUGACCUUAGAUGUUGAGCCAUACCUUCGAUAUCAUGAAAUUUAAAGAAAAUAAAAUGUUUAAAAAAGUGUUUGACCCAUGUUUAUAGAAAUAUAAUAAUUCUUAUACAGGUAACUAACAAUAUUUUUGAAGUGCACUUUUUUUAAUAUAUGCAAUAAAACAUUGCUAAUAAUAAUAAUUAAUGCCAAAAAACUUAAAAACUAGGAUCACAUGGUCACUGGGAUUUACAUAAGAGUUAGAUUACUGCAGCUAUAGUCUAACCUUAUUAUUAUUUAGUGCAUAGAAGGUUGACUCCUAAAUCUGAAUUGUGUUGGAGGAAUAUUACAAUUAAGAACCAAGUAGAAGAAAGUAACACAUGUAAUCUUUGAAAUUGUAUUUAAGUUUAGAAAAUUUUAAAUUUAUAAAAUUCAUAAUUUAAAAAAAGCAUACAAAGCAAUUAAAAAAAAAACCAAAACUUAAUAACCAGUGUUGCUAUAUCUUUGCUUCAUUUCAUACUGGGAUUAUGAUACUGACAUGUAUUAUAUUUUAAAA
Physella acuta is the source of this 2296-nucleotide messenger RNA. RefSeq names its product NAD-dependent protein deacylase sirtuin-5, mitochondrial. Gene Ontology annotation, cellular component: nucleus. Gene Ontology annotation, molecular function: protein-succinyllysine desuccinylase activity; NAD+ binding; protein-malonyllysine demalonylase activity. The record is from RefSeq and is a predicted model, not a curated record. NCBI's taxonomy places the organism in Eukaryota, Metazoa, Mollusca, Gastropoda, Physidae.